Molecule: messenger RNA, 668 nt
Organism: Chiloscyllium plagiosum (whitespotted bambooshark)
Lineage: Eukaryota; Metazoa; Chordata; Chondrichthyes; Orectolobiformes; Hemiscylliidae
Gene: cart3
Product: cocaine- and amphetamine-regulated transcript 3
Biological process (GO): G protein-coupled receptor signaling pathway; cellular response to starvation; negative regulation of appetite
Molecular function (GO): neuropeptide hormone activity
Source: RefSeq, a predicted model, not a curated record
GCAUGUGAGUGCUUAUAGAUCAGCAAUGCUCUUCUAUAAAAAGCUGGGUCCCUGAUUGAGAAGCCAAACGCUGUGAAACAUUCCAAGUCUACUUCUGUUGAGGGUGAGCCUCUGUUCAGCACCAUGGAGAGCGACCGUCUACUCGCCGCUAUCUACCUCUCUGUCCUUCUGUCUCUGGCCAGCGGCUCUGACAACUCGGAUUUGGAGACCAGAGCCCUGAGAGACUUCUACCCCAAAGAUCCAUACCCUUCCAGCGAAAAGGAACUGCUCGGAGCACUGCAAGAAGUCUUGGAAAAACUGCAGACGAAACGGCUCCCCGCCUGGGAAAAGAAGUUUGGACAAGUCCCACUGUGCGAUGUUGGGGAACAGUGUGCUGUCAGAAAAGGAGCCAGGAUUGGGAAGCUGUGUGACUGCCCCAGGAGUUCUGGCUGUAACUUCUUCCUGCUUAAAUGCUUGUAGAGAAACCCAAGAUAUCUGGCAAAACCAUUUCUAUUUACAAUAGAUAGAGGCAACAUAUGUCUGGUGGACAUAUUUUACAUACAAAACAUUGUUAACACUCCAUAAUGUAAUAGUACAUAGACCUAUUCCUGUACAAGAGCCUUGUUCUGUCUGUGUUUCACUGCCCUUGGAAAGACUGAAUCUAUUAUUAAAUAUGUUAUUCUUGUUUU